This is a messenger RNA of Rotaria sordida, 348 nucleotides long. NCBI's taxonomy places the organism in Eukaryota, Metazoa, Rotifera, Eurotatoria, Philodinida, Philodinidae. The record is from the annotation of a GenBank genome assembly.
AUGAAUGUUAUUGAUGGAUGGUCUUUAUUUUGUCCUUCAAAUUUGAAAGAUGAUAGUCUGUAUACAUAUUUCAUUGAUAAUCAACGUACAAUUAAUCAUCAAUUGGUAAUCUUUGGAUUACGAGAAUUAAAUUCUACAGAAACGAAAUACAUUUGUUCUAAUCAACCGAUUACUGAUCCACCAAUUAUAGAUAAAAGAUUUGAUUUUACAUCAAAUUAUAAAAUUCUUAUUUAUACAUCAGGUUGUUAUUAUUUAGACGCAAAUAACCAUUGGCAAUCAAAUGGAUUAGUAGUUGGACCUUUGACAAAUCAUUAUCAAACACAAUGUUAUUCAAAUCAAUUGAAAUAA